AUGUGUAUUUAUCAAAAUAUUGAACUUGUCGUGUCCAGGAACGUCUUAAAUCUCUAAAAAUACUGGAUAAUUUACACUCUUCCGGGAGAGUCAGGCGGCUUAGCAGGAGUGGUCACGUGCAAUAACAUUGCGUCAUUUCCGCUAGCCUGAGAUUUAUUUUUUUUUUGUUAUUAUUACUAUUCCCUAAACUUUAACUCCCGUUCUAUUAAAUCCUAUUAACUGAAUAUACAGAUUGUUAAGUCUGCAUCACACACCAAUAACAAACCAAAGUAAACUUAGAAGUCUUUUCGAGACGCAGGUGUCUGUGUCACUGCGCAUGCGCAGUCCGGGCUGAAGCGUCGUCGUUGUUUGCAAACAAACCGCAAACUGCAUGGAUGUGUGAGACGCAGCUGCUGUGAUGGCAGAAAACAACGACAGCGAAAUCAUCGAGCAUCAUGACGACGAAGAGAUGGAGAAAAUGAACAGGCGGAGAAAUGAUUCGCAGUCGUUCAUGGAGAGCGUCACAGCUUCAGAGAGGGAUGGAUACAGCAGCACACAGUCCUCACACCGCCUGCUGGCUUACAGUGAUGCUCUCAUCUCCAUCAUCGCCACUGUCAUGAUAUUACCUGUUGCCCAUAUAAAAUUUCAAGACAGUGAGGAACUGACGGAAAGCAUUCAGUCGCUCCUCACCACUAAGAUUGCCGUGUACCUGAUGACAUUUCUGAUAGUAACAGUUGCUUGGGCAGCACAUAUAAGACUGUUUCAGGUCAUCGAACGCAUCGAUGACACACUUGCACUUCUUAAUUUGGCUUGUAUGAUGCUGAUCACUUUUCUGCCAUACACAUUUUCUCUGAUGGCAACUUUCCCGAACAACACGCUUGGCAUUCUGCUUUUUUGUGCCUGCGUCAUUGUAAUCGGUCUUGUUCAGGCAGUUAUUGUGUUGUAUGGGUUCAGCCGUCCUUUUCUCCUAAACGAGCACAUCCAGAUGUCGGAAAAUCAGGCCUAUUACAGACGCCAUAUUCUUGAAGUUAUAAUGAGAGUGCCUAUAAUGUGUUUCUUCGCUGGCAUCUUUGCAUUCAUCUAUUUUAAACUGUCGUAUGUCCUUCUGGCCCUUGUCAUAUUCAUUCCCUAUAUAUCUCAGGCUAUGAAAUGGAUUUGGACUAAAGCCAUUGGUACUCGGGUGGAGGAGACUCCAGACUCCAUGCUUUUUUAUACGUACCACCCCAGUGAACCACUGAGCAAGGAGCGAGUAGAGGCUUUCAGUGAUGGUGUUUAUGCCAUUGUAGCCACUCUUCUCAUCUUAGAUAUAUGUGAGGACAACGUGCCGGACCCAUCUGUUGUGAAGAAGCAGUAUGACGGCAGUCUUAUCGCUGCUCUCCACGAGUAUGGUCCUGAGUACCUGGCCUACUUCGGCUCCUUCGCCACAGUGGGCCUACUGUGGUUUGUGCACCAUUCACUCUUCCUGCAUGUCACUCGUGCAACACGUUUAAUGGGUCUCUUCAACACUUUCUCCCUAGCUUUCAUAGGUGGCCUGCCACUAGCCUACCAGCUAACACAUGAAUUUCCUCGCGGCUCUCGAAACGAGCUUGAGGCCAUCCAGAUCAGCUGUGUCAUCAUUUUCUUCGCCGGCCUCUUUCAGCUGGCCAUGUGGGUUACGGCGCUUUUCACAGAGCGCGAGACACUCCACCCAUACGUGCGUCAUGGAGGCCGAGAGCACGCUUUCAUGCUUGCUAAGCUCUUGCUCUACCCCUGUGUGGCGCUUGGGACCUUUUUCUCUACAUGUAUCCUCAGCCGCUUUAGCUCACCCAUCUUCCACCUGAUGCAGAUCGCAGUUCCGUUUGCAUUCCUGCUGCUGAGGCUGAUGGUGCAAGUGGCGCUGGCCGUGCUGAGGUGGCUGUUUUGUCCAAAGACACCUAAUGGAAGAAGCGCAUUGGUGGAAGAGGAGGAUGCUCGCGUGCCUUUUACAGACAUUGUCACCUAGCAAGACGGGGAUUAACCCAUGGUAAAAAUCCAGCAAGGUCUACGGGGCCGUUUUCACAAAGGAUUCCUCUAGAAACUCUUGCAAUCUGAUGUGUAAUUGCUUGCUGCAAAGUACGUUUGGAGGAAUUUAGACAACAUUAACCUGCCACUCUGCCACUACUAAGUACAUUCUUAACUACACAACAUCGGCUAGCAGUCAGUAAAUAGUAAUGUGAUUUGUGGGCUUUAAACUUUCAAUCAUUUUAUAAUUUUAAAAGAACCUAGAGGAAAUAGGCUAAAUUUAAUUCUAAGAAUGAAUGUCACUGCUAAAUCCGUCCUAGAUUUAAUGCUAUAACUUUUUUAUAUUGAUGAGAUCUGAGGUCUAGGAUCUUUGUGUUAAACUCAAGCUUAUAUCUUGUAAGUACUUCAGGCAAACUUAAAAUACAAAUUAAAUAUAAUGUCUAAAAUAACAAAUUGACUCCUGCAUAACUGUAUGAUGAAAGUUGUUUCAUUAAAAAAAAAAAUCAGCAUUCAUUUAGAAUCUCUCUAAAGUAGAACAGAAUUUGGUUUGGGGAAAGUAACCACAGACCACAAGCUCAGGACCAAGUGGUUAUACAAGACACCAACCUUGUAUAACUGGAAUGAUGGCACAGAUAUGGUGCACCUGUGGUUGCCAGAACCCAGCCAGUUUUAUAGCCAUUUCAACUAGAUCUCAGCCCCCUGACCCCCCACACAGAUGAUAUCAUGUACCAGUUGAUUUCCUUAUAAAACUGCAUGACAGUGUAGCCCUACCUAAGAAAACGAAUGGUGGUGACACCAAAUAUUAAUUUGAUUUCAAUGUUUCAUGCUAUUUAUAGUCACAAAUUUGAUCUAUAGAUGCUUUAUUAAUUUAUUUUGAAAGUAUCUUUACAUAUUUUGUGUUCAUGUGUGCAGACUGUACUGUACUGUAAUACUUGAAUGAUGACAUGAAGACUACAGAAAUUGAAGCUGGACUGGAGGAAGCUAGCUUUUGCUGUAAUGACAAAUGUCAAUUUUAAAAUGAAUCCAUUCGUGUGUGAGUAUUUUAAAGUCUGUCGCAAGAGAAAGUCGUCGAGCUAUUGUUCUAUUAUUUCUCAUGGUCUGAAUGGUCUCUUAUUGAUGGAUACAACUGCUUUAUUUUUAAUUUGUUGGAAUUGUAAUGUCUGUUGAUAAAUUUUAAUGUUUUUCACACAGAUAUCAGAGGGAUGCAAACAUUUGCACUCAGUUGUGUUGUCUGCAAACAUUUGUGUUGUUUAAUCCACACUGUUGUAUAAUGAAAUAAGUAUAAUUAAUGAAAAACUCUUUAGUAAAACUCAUCAAACAUCC
This is a messenger RNA of Pangasianodon hypophthalmus (striped catfish), 3282 nucleotides long. It is a transcript of the gene tmem175, whose product is annotated as transmembrane protein 175. Gene Ontology annotation, cellular component: endosome; lysosome. Gene Ontology annotation, molecular function: potassium ion leak channel activity; proton channel activity. The record is from RefSeq and is a predicted model, not a curated record. The coding region runs from base 398 to 1960 and encodes 520 amino acids. The transcript is spliced from 10 exons. Lineage: Eukaryota; Metazoa; Chordata; Actinopteri; Siluriformes; Pangasiidae.